Molecule: messenger RNA, 4138 nt
Organism: Thrips palmi
Lineage: Eukaryota; Metazoa; Arthropoda; Insecta; Thysanoptera; Thripidae
Gene: Eaat1
Product: excitatory amino acid transporter 3
Exons: 10
Coding region: 223-1803 (526 amino acids)
Biological process (GO): L-glutamate transmembrane transport
Cellular component (GO): plasma membrane
Molecular function (GO): neutral L-amino acid transmembrane transporter activity; L-glutamate transmembrane transporter activity; glutamate:sodium symporter activity
Source: RefSeq, a predicted model, not a curated record
CCGUGCCCACCGUGCCCGUGUCGUGGCGCGCGUGUCCGUGAGUGAGUGCCACCAACUGCUCGACGCCCUCGUCGUCGUCGUCGCCGUCGACACCGUCCACGCCGUCGGCAAGGCGGCCAGCCACUCGGCGCGCGGGGAGACUAACAAGGCGCACUGUUCGUGUGGCUGAGGGAACUCGACGAACGGGACCAGCGCCGGGCCCGGAGGCUCGUCAGGAGCAGGAUGGACGACGUGGAGACGGAGAUGGCGCCGCUGCAGUCGGGCUCCGACAAGGCCACGCCCACGCACGCCGUGUCCGUGGGCGCGGGCAGCAGGCCGGGCCGCCAGGGCCGCCACCGCCACGACAUGGCGCGGCCCGGGCAGCGCGUGGCGCACUGCCUCCGCGCCAACCUGCUCACCACCCUCACCGUCAGCGGCGUGCUGUCCGGCGUGGGCGUGGGCUUCAUCAUGCGCUCCGCCAAGUCGUCGCCCUGGACGCCGCGCGAGGUCAUGUACGUCCAGUUCGUCGGCGACCUGUUCCUGCGCAUGCUCAAGGCCCUCAUCAUCCCGCUGCUCAUCUCCUCCAUCGUGGCCGCCAUCGGCGCCCUCGACCUGUCGCUGUCCUACAAGAUCGGCGCCAGGGCCAUCGUGUACUACCUCACCACCACCGUGCUGGCUGUCAUCGAGGGCAUCAUCCUGGUGGUGGUGGUGCACCCCGGGCGCGCCGACGAAGGCGUGGACAAGAUCAAGCGCGAGGGCACCAGCAGGAACGUCACGACCGUGGACACCCUGCUCGACCUCGUCAGAAAUAUUUUCCCGCCGAACUUAAUUCAAGCGACCAUCUCGCAGUAUCGCACGGUGCUGAUUCCGCCCAAGCCGGGCCGCAACGUCUCCGAGGAAACGAUGAAGAACAUGCUGAACUGGGAGAUGAAGGGCGAGUUCACGGACGGCACCAACGUCCUGGGGCUGGUGGCCUUCGCCGUGGUCCUGGGCAUCGCCAUCGGCAAGAUGGGCGAGCGGGGGAAGCCGCUGCUUGAGUUCUUCGAGUGCCUCGGCACCGCCAUGAUGGACAUCACCAACUGGGUCAUCUGGGUGUCGCCGGUCGGAGUCCUGUUCCUCGUGGCCUCCAAGCUGCUCGAGAUGUCCGACUUCCGCGUCAUCGUGGGCCAGCUGGGCAUGUACUUCAUGACGGUGCUGCUGGGCCUCUUCGUCCACGGCUUCGUCCUGCUGCCCAUCCUGUUCACCAUCGUCACGCGGAAGCUCCCCUUCAAGUUCCUGGCCAACAUGGGGCAGGCGCUGGCCACGGCGUUCGGCACGGCGUCCAGCUCCGCCACGCUGCCCGUGUCCAUGAACUGCCUGGAGGAGUUCAACAACGUGGACAUGCGCGUGUCGCGCUUCGUGAUGCCCAUCGGCGCCACCAUCAACAUGGACGGCACCGCGCUGUACGAGGCCGUGGCCGCCAUCUUCAUCGCGCAGGCCCGGGGCAUCCGCCUGGGCUUCGGCCACAUCGUCGCCGUCAGCAUCACGGCCACCUUCGCCAGCAUAGGCGCGGCGGGCAUCCCCCAGGCGGGGCUCGUCACCAUGGUCAUGGUGCUGGACACCGUCGGCCUGCCCGCGGAGGACGUCACCCUCAUCAUCGCGGUGGACUGGCUGCUGGACCGCUUCCGCACCCUGGUGAACGUGGUCGGCGACUCCCUGGGCGCGGGCAUCGUCAACCACCUCAGCCAAGUGGAGCUGGAGAAGAUGUCACGGCUGCAGCACAUCCAGGCCGGCAACCCGGGCAACGGCAAGAGCGACGGCAACGUGGCGGAAGUCCAUCUCUAAGCUUACGCUUCUGUUGCAGGUGGCGGUGUCACACUAGGCGUGUGAGGACGGGUGCUCGACGAGCACCCUUCUGGCUCUCUAUGUCGCGAGGACGCUACCUCCAUGGAAACCGAAGGCCGUCAUGGAGACAAGAGAAAUGAAUUGAGGCGUCUGGCCCGUCUGGCAGAGCGGAGAGCACCGGCUGAAGGGCUGCACGGCUGCACGGGGGAGAGGUGCUUCUUGUCCCAUCGAGGGGCGAUCAGUGAUACAGUCACCUCGAGCCAGGAAACGAAACGAAACACCAACGCUUCACGGUGAAGCAGCACGCUCACGCUUCCACUAGAGCAGUGGAUCGGCUGGGUGAAGAGGAUUAUGUGCCAUUCAAAUCUGAAGAUCUCAUGAUCUGGCAUUGCAGCAGUAAAUAUAUCGAGGCAGAGUGUACGCUACACAUGUUAAGCCGUUAAGUCAGACUAUAUAAGAGAUUUAGAUCACUUCAUGCUAGGAUCCAAAAAAGCAUAGAUUCAAAAUUGGUUCAGUUAAUAUUUGUGUUUAGAGGGAUGAAGGUGAAAUGAAGGCUUUUGUCAUAAUUGUGAGAGAGCACCUUUGCUUAAGGUGGCUCCACAGUUUGCUUUGCGUUUGAAUGUCAUUAAUGUCUCCUACUUGGGUCUGAAACAUUGCCUACUGCCAUAUAAGUUUUAUUAGAACAUGUGGCUCAAUCGAAAAGUAAUUUGUAGGAAACAGUUACCUUUACCAGGAAAGCUUUUAUGUGUAGAGUGAUCACGGGAACAUUUAUUUGCAUCAUGGAAAAUUAGGCCUCCACACAAUAUUAUGAUGAAAUUCGUGUUCAUGUGAAAGAAGAUGCCAUACUUUCACACAUAGAUUAGAGAGUACUCUGAGAAUAUGUACUGUUACUUGUUUCUCAAUAUGACAAAUUAAUGUUUGUUUUGUGGGGGAAAGGCUGUAAUGAUCUAUUGUACAUGGAAAAGCAAAGCAUUAGUUUAAAUUUAUUGGCAUUUAUUUGAUACGAAUUUAGUUAACACCCUCCACAUAAAGAGUGUUAUUAAUUCCGAAGUUUUACCAAAGAAGGGCAUUAACAAUUUACAUCAACAGAUUUACCUUGUUUCCUGUUUGUUUUUUACUCCAUCAAAGGAUGAUUGCACAGGUGGUCCAUUUUUAUGUUAUAGUAAUUGCCUGAAACUAAAUUGCCAUAUAUGUGUAUUGUUAAGUUUUGGUAAUCUAUUUCUGAGUACUUAGUACAAUUUCUAUGAGUAUUAAAACAUAAUUUUUUUUAUAAAAAAAAAUAGAAAAAAGGUAAUGGAGACAAGAAAAUAUAUCCUCUCUUGCUAAAAUUUCAGCUUCACUUUACCAAGUUAGUUGGACUUUGAAGGCCUCUUCACUAUGUUGUUAAUUUAUAAGCUAAAAAAUAUUUGUUGAGUUCAAUUAACUGACUUUAUCAUAUUUUCCUGCCUGUGAUGCUUGAUAAAUGUAAAAACUUUGACUAAUUUUUUAAUUUAAAAUUGUUGGAGACAGCAAAAACUAGUCUGAAAAUAUUUGCGAGGUUGAUGGUUGUUAGAGAGAGAAAUCAUUAGAAAAUGCUUGGGGUGUUCCAGUAGGUUAACAAAAAACACAAACUACUGCUAGCAGCUCACUUCACAUUUGCCCUUUUGUACAAUAAAGCAUAUCACAGUGAUGAGCUACACAACAUUUCAUGUAACAUUCUCAUCGUGAUGAAACUAAAAAAUUCCUCUCUUUCUAUGGAAGAAAAGUACCAGAGUUGUUGCCCUAUUCAAUUCUCUAGUUACAGGUGAAAUUGACACAUAAUCAGACUUGUGAUAAGAUCAGUCAUCAAAAAUAAAUAACAAAAGAGUAAAUCACAGGAAAAAAAACUUCACAGCCAAUCAAAAGUGAUCAUCUCUUUGACUUUCAAAGACUUGAGAUUUCACACAAAAACAGCAGAAGUGUAACUUAAAACCCUUAGAAAACAGUUUUAACCAAUGUAAAAGAAAAACAAAAUACAAAACUUGUAGGUAAAGAGCAAGCUUAACUCUGUAACCCUUUGGAAUCCUUGGCAAGUAUUAUCAAAUUUAUCUAAAUCGUUAAGGGGAAAAGCUUUAGGCAAUAGUCUAGUGCAUUGUCCAGCUCUUUUUUUCUCAAACUAUCUUGUAAGUAUAUGUGAACAGACAAUAGUUAUAUUUAAUUGAUGUAGAAGAUGUGUCUUGUACAUAACUUGCCAUGGUAACUACAUUUGCACAUGGCUCUCUCAUUGUUGCAAUGUAUAUUUUUUGCUGAGAACAUGGGUAACCAUGCCUCUUGAAGACAUUACAAUGACAAUAUAUAUAUAUUAUAGUGUUAAUGA